Messenger RNA from Penicillium subrubescens, 456 nucleotides. Its product is annotated as Nucleoside diphosphate kinase. Gene Ontology annotation, molecular function: nucleoside diphosphate kinase activity. The record is from RefSeq and is a predicted model, not a curated record. NCBI's taxonomy places the organism in Eukaryota, Fungi, Ascomycota, Eurotiomycetes, Eurotiales, Aspergillaceae. Gene Ontology annotation, biological process: UTP biosynthetic process; GTP biosynthetic process; CTP biosynthetic process. The transcript has 4 exons. Bases 1 to 456 code for a protein of 151 amino acids.
AUGUCCGACGAGCAGACUUUCAUUGCCAUCAAGCCCGAUGGUGUCCAGCGUGGCCUCGUUGGUCCCAUCAUCUCUCGCUUCGAGAACCGUGGCUUCAAGCUCGUUGCCAUGAAGCUCACCUCCCCCAGCCAGGAGCACCUCGAGAAGCACUACGCCGACCUCGCCGGCAAGGGCUUCUUCAAGGGCCUCAUCUCCUACAUGCUGAGCGGCCCCAUCUGCGCCAUGGUUUGGGAGGGCAAGGACGCCGUCAAGACCGGCCGCACCAUCCUCGGUGCCACCAACCCCCUGGCCUCCGCCCCCGGCACCAUCCGUGGUGACUACGCCAUCGAUGUCGGCCGCAACGUCUGCCACGGCUCCGACAGCGUUGAGAACGCCAAGAAGGAGAUUGCCCUCUGGUUCUCUCCCUCCGAGGUCCUCAACUGGAAGGCCACCCAGGCCCAGUGGGUCUACGAGUAA